AUGAGUCUUUCAUAUAGUAUGUGGCCAGUUAUUGUAGUUCCAUACAACUUACCACCUUGGAAGUGCAUGAAACCAGAGUCAAUGAUGUUAUCUCUUUUAAUACCUGGUCCUAAUGCACCUGGAAAAGACAUGGAUAUCUUUUUGAGGCCUCUUGUAGAUGAGUGGAAGGAGUUAUGGAAAAAUGGCGUACUUACUCGAGAUGUAAUAGAUGACUCUAUAUUCCGAAUGCGUGCUGCAGUAAUUUGGACUAUUAAUGAUUACCCUGCAUAUGCUUUAAUGUCUGGAUGGAGUACUAAAGGGUAUAAAGCUUGUCCAACAUGCAAUGAAGAAACCCCGUCUGUUGGAAUAAGGAGUAAGGUAGCUUACAUUGGGCAUAGGCGUUUCCUUCCAAUGAAUGAUCCGAUGAGAACAAGUAAACACUUUGAUGGAAAACCAGAAUUUAGGCCACCACCUACACUAUAUUCUAGCGAUGUGAUCUUGAGACAAUUAGAAAAACUACAGACAAAGUUGCCCGGAAAGCACAAGAUGUAUGGAGGUGUUAAACACAAUCGUUCACUUGCUGAACUUAAUUGGGCUAAAAAAAGUAUCUUUUUUGAGCUUGAUUAUUGGCCACAUCUAUCAUUGAGACAUAACCUAGAUGUAAUGCAUAUUGAAAAAAAUGUGUGUGAUAGUGUUUUGGGGACUCUUUUAAGCAUUGAUGGAAAAUCUAAAGAUAGAGAUAAAGCGAGACUUGAUCUUUUAGAUAUGAAUAUUCGAAAAGAGUUGCAUCUUUAUAAAGUGGGUAAUAAGUGGAAGAAACCUCGAGCUCCUUACACACUCAGUGUUGAUGAUAGACAUAAAUUUUGCCAGUUUAUAAAAUCAGUCAGAUUUCCAGAUGGAUUUGCAGCUAAUUUAUCAAAGAAUGUGAAUGAAAAAGAGGAUAGGAUAUCUGGUCUUAAAUCACACGAUUGUCAUAUCUUAUUUCAAAGAUUGUUAUCUGCUGGCAUUCGACCAUAUUUGAAGAAGGAGAUUCGUGAGGCGAUAACUGAAUUUUGUAAUUUUUUUCAACAACUCUGUGCAAGGACUUUGAAUGUUGGCGACCUUGAAAAACUUCAAGAGAACAUAGUAAUCAUUCUUUGCAAGUUGGAAAAAAUAUUUCCUCCAGCUUUCUUUGAUAUAAUGGUCCAUUUGGCUUUGCAUUUGCCACGAGAGGCAAUUCUUGGUGGACCUGUGCAUAUGCGAUGGAUGUACCCUUUUGAAAGAGCUGUGUCUGUUUACAAGAAAUAUGUAAGAAAUCGGGCACGUCCCGAGGGUUCUAUAGCUGAAGCUUAUAUUGUGAAUGAAGCCCUAACAUUUUGCUCCAUGUAUUUUCGUGACAUUGAAACUCGAUUCAACCGACCAGAUAGGAAUCAAGACGGAGUUGUAAAACAAUCAUAUAACCAACUCUCUGUUUUUAAGCACGUGGGUCGUGCAUUUGGAAAGCAAGAGGUUAUAGUUUUAAAACCUACUAAACGUAAAAAAGCUGAAUGGUACAUCUUGAAUAAUUGCCCAGAAAUUCGCAAGUAUAUUGAUGAACACAUGGAACAACUAAAGGCUCGAGGGAAUCAUAAUUUGGAUCAAAAACAGGAAAUUGAGUUUCCUCAGUGGUUUAGAAAUCGGAUCAAUCAAUUACGAAAGAGUGGAUCAAAGGAGGUGUCAGAUGAAAUAUAUGCCAUAGCAAAUAGAUCAUAUUCCUCUGCAUAUUCAUAUCCCGAGUGUAUCAUUCAUGGUGUGAGGUUUGUUGCUGAGAAACAAGAUAUUAACCACAAAACACAAAAUAGUGGCAUUUGUGUUCCUGGGAUAGGCGGGACUAACUUUUAUGGAGUCCUUGAAGAUAUUAUUGAGAUGUCAUAUCUAAGAGGAUAUAAUGUACUAUUAUUUAAGUGUAAAUGGUAUGACACUAGAAAUAGAAAUAUCCAAGAAGAUGGAAAUUUUACUAGUGUGUUUGUUCGUGAUCUAUGGUGUCAAGACGAUCCAUUUAUACUUGCAUCACAAGCACAAAUGGUAUUUUAUACUAAUGAUGAUAAGAAUGAAUCUAAUUGGAGACUUGCACACAAAGUCACGCUUGAUAAUAUGCAAUUUCAUCCUUACGAUGAUGCCGAAGCAGAAGAUGUCAACGCUAAUGUAGAUGAACUACUUCAAGUAAGGGUGAAUAAUGAGGUUUUAGUUGAUGAUGGUGAUUUUGAAGAUGAUACACUUGGAGAAUAUGAAGACGAGGAAAGUCAUCUAGAAGAUGAUGAUGAUACAUCUGAUUAUGAAUAA
Messenger RNA from Cannabis sativa, 2280 nucleotides. RefSeq lists its product as uncharacterized. Bases 1 to 2280 code for a protein of 759 amino acids. The transcript has 3 exons. The record is from RefSeq and is a predicted model, not a curated record. NCBI's taxonomy places the organism in Eukaryota, Viridiplantae, Streptophyta, Magnoliopsida, Rosales, Cannabaceae.